Molecule: messenger RNA, 2685 nt
Organism: Sycon ciliatum
Lineage: Eukaryota; Metazoa; Porifera; Calcarea; Leucosolenida; Sycettidae
Exons: 4
Coding region: 442-1095 (217 amino acids)
Source: RefSeq, a predicted model, not a curated record
UUCAACUACUGCACUGAUACUACAAAAGUAAGUAACAGUUAGUUGCAGUAGCUCGGAAAGCCUCCCAAUUUUUGAGCCAAAUGUUUCUGACUGCAAAGCGGGGUCCACGGUACGGGGGGAGUGCAGACCGGUCGGUCAAAAGGCUGAAAAUAGUCUUGCCGGACCUCUGGCAGGUUUCGUAUCAUUAGUUAGUUGUUCAUAUUGCAAUCGACAUUGAUCAGCCCCUGCUCUGUCGGCGUCUUCAAUCGAUGUUGAGCCAAAUCGGCGGCUUGUCGAACCUCUAGCCAGGAAACAUCAAUUUUACUAUUUUAGCUCUAGAAUAUCAAAGGACUAGCAAACAUCUAAUUAUUAUCAUAGAACGCGCAAGUGUAUUGCUGGACCUCUGGAGCAGAAAGCCUUCACCCAUAGGUGACACGGUGGAUCUGCUUGCUUCAAACUACAAUGGUUGGCCAGUUGAUCAUAUCGUUCCUACUGUCACUGGGUCUUCUCUGUAUAGGAGCCAGUUCUUCAAAUGUGUUCAUUCCAGGUAUCCAUCCAGGUAACACCCCGGGCAGUGCCAGCAGUAACACGUCUACGACGACCAACCAGACAAACAUACCGCCCUUUGUUGAAGUGAGCAACGGAGGCAAUCUAAUUGUUCCUGGCAGUGUUUUCGGCGCCAUCACCAUAUUGCUAGCAGCCAUUGUGCUCGGUCGGCGUGCGCAACGCGCCAAAGUUGCCAUGGUUGCGCAUAACGACGCCUGUGAAUGGUACUGCUCAGGCAAGGCGAGCACGCAGCGCAACGAGCGCACAAGGAUACUGCAGCCAAUACCCGAGGCGCAGGAGGACGAGCGACCAUGCGAAGCUUGCCGUGCCCAGGCGGAGAAACGACCGCGCUGCCCGUCGCACUCCCGGGAAGCAGCAGUGCCGUCCAGCCAGGUCUACUCGGGUCCCAUUAGCUCACAGCCGUGGAGCAUUUCUACUGGCUCAUCGUACGGCAGCACGGACUUUGCAUUCACAUGCCGUGAUGCCACAGUCACUCAAAGUCUGCCCAUUCUCUACAUCAUUGAUCCGGACGGGCCAUCUCUGGCCGAAAAGAGCUACAGUAUUUAUUAAAGCUGCAGUGGCUGAACCAAGCAAGCCACAGAAUCCGUCCCAGGACUGUGCUAGGAUUGUGCCACUGGGCAUGGCGCAUGACAUUUGGUGAGCAAGCUUGCAUCGUUAACGCUUUUUUCGGUGAAGCUGCGCCGAGAGUCUACUGUUGAGAAUCUCUGGGCUAUCUCUCAAGCAGUUGCCAAACCAAGAGGUAGCCAGUGCUCACACAGUCGCCAUCUGCUGUCCAGGCUCCUGCUGCACAGCAUGCACAGCCAGCAGGAGAUCCAAUGCAGCAAGUGUGUCUACUGCGAGAAAAAAAAACCCGGGGCGAAUCCAAGCAUGCGCAUGACAAUGAUGAUGAUGUUGGUGGUAGUGGCGGUGGCGGUUUUGAUUGCCGUGGCUGUGUCGGUGGUGGCAUUGGUGGUCGUCGCGGUGGUGGUGAUCACGACCUUACACAACUUCCCUGGAAUUGGACCCAGCAACGGACGCUGGCUAUGUUCAAUGAGAAAGGGUAAGCAUGUUUGAUCAUUCCGCUGAUAUAUGUGGUACGUCGGCAAUGCGCUACUGCAAGCAACAUGCACAAACUGCACUGUACAGGCAGCAGGGGUAUACUACUAUCAAGUUGACGGGUAAACGACAGGAAUGUAGAUCUUGUGUGCAUGAUCCCGAGGUACGCCACUUGUAGCAACAUGCUUCUGCCUCCGCUCAGACCAUUCAUUCAAACUGCUUAACUAGUGGCCUGCUCUGCGGACUUGCUAUGUCCUGUACUGGCCUGGCUGUGGCCUGGCUGUGACCUGGUUGUGGCCUGGUUGUGGACUGGCUGUGACCUGGCUGUGGCCUGGUUGUGCAUUUGCCCUGGCUGUGGCCUGGCUGUGGCCUGGUUGUGCGUUUGCCCUGGCUGUGGCCUGGUUGUGGCCUGGUUGUGGCCUGGCUGUGGCCUGGCUAUGGCCUGGUUGUGGCAUGGUUGUGGCAUGGCUGUGUGGCCUGGCUGUGGCCUGGUUGUGGACUGGCUGUGCAUGUGCCCUGGCUGUGGCCUGGCUGUGCAUGUGCCCUAGCUGUGGCCUGGUUACUCUGAUAUAGACACUGAUACUACUAUUACUAUGCUGUCCGCACACGCCUGCACCUGCACAUGCGCACACACAUUCACCCACAUGCAUACAUACACACGCACACACACACACACACACACUUGUUGUACACACACACACACACACACACACACACACACACACACACACACACACACACACGCACACGCACACUGUGCGCGCGCACACACACACACACAAACACACACGGAAGUGAGCACGUCGCAUUCCAUUCCUAUUUGGCAGAUAUAUUGUUUCCCUACAUGUUGUUUUCAUCAAUGUUACUACUACCACUAGGUUUAAGUAGCAAAAUCAAAUUUUAGUACUAUCGUGAAUACCUGAUGUGCCCUUCGCAAGUUUCUCUUCAUUCUCAUUUUCUGCAUCCAUUUUUUUUUCACACGUGCACCGCUUCUGUUUGCAAAGGAGCAGUUGAGCUGUCAGCUGAGCUGCAGGACAAUACCACCACAUCAGCCUCUUCUAUUCGUUUUUUAGGUACAACUUUCUACUCUCAAUUUUCUGGAAA